Sebastes umbrosus (honeycomb rockfish) is the source of this 4466-nucleotide messenger RNA. RefSeq names its product MPL proto-oncogene, thrombopoietin receptor (gene mpl). Bases 1320 to 3008 code for a protein of 562 amino acids. Gene Ontology annotation, biological process: positive regulation of cell population proliferation; hemopoiesis; cytokine-mediated signaling pathway. The transcript is spliced from 13 exons. Lineage: Eukaryota; Metazoa; Chordata; Actinopteri; Perciformes; Sebastidae. Gene Ontology annotation, molecular function: protein binding; cytokine receptor activity. Gene Ontology annotation, cellular component: external side of plasma membrane. The record is from RefSeq and is a predicted model, not a curated record.
AGUGAUCCAGCUUCGUAGGACGGAAAACCCAGAGUUAACCCUGAAGUUACCUCGCUAACGCCAAAUCCUGCUUCGUAGUACAGGCCUCUGGGCCCUGUUCUACUCAGUACUUCAGAGAUGGCUUAAAAGUGACCCAGAGCUGUUGUCAGAGAAAAAAGUUCUUAUAUAUAUUAUAUUUACGGUAAACUUGGAUCAUGACCAAGACCUUUCAAGGUGAAACUCUCUGUAUGUUCACCAGUCAUUUUGAGAUGCAAAUGACUCUUUUUCCAUAGAGAAAUAUUGAUAUAAUCUUGAUUUUAGAUGAAAACAUGUCAAAUAUUAUAAAUCAUCAUCUGUUGGUGUGAUUAUCACAAAUUACUUCACAACAAAAUACAAGAGACUAUACAAAAUAAAAUCACGUCAUUUUUAAUGGGAAUGUGUCAUUUAACCACUAAACUACAUGUAACGUACUUUCAUACAUUUUAAACACUUGGAAUGAAACAAUUAAUGUUUGAUAAAUUGGGGUCAGGAGGCUGAGAAAGGGUCUGGUGUAUGAGGACACCAAAGGACUUGUGAAGCACACCACAUCAUCUGUACUGACAGUUUUCCACUCCUAGAUUUCCUGAAGUCCAUUGUUUUUUAAAUUGAGCAUUGUAUUUAGAGUAAGGUCCAUCCAGAUGAUGGACUGAAACAUGUACUAGGUUUCAUCAGCAGUAGCAUCUCCUGUUUGUUGUUUAAUUUGGAGUGAUUGAGAGUAAACAUACAUUAUAUAUUUAUUUAGUUUCAGUUAACAAACUGCCUUUUUUAGUGCUCACUUCCACUGUACACAAAGCACGCUUCCUGCUCUGAGCACAACUCUCUAAGCCAACCCCUCAGCACUGCUCAACCCUACCCACCAUGCCUACUCAAAACCAUGCUAUGACAGAUGACGCACACAAUGCACUUACACAACCGUGCCGUGUUAGUUAAAGUGCCAUGGUGGUUUAGGAUACAUAAUACCUCAAUCUACCAUGAAUUUGCCAUGCGGGUGGGAGAUGCUCCUUAUUAGCUUGUGGAUACAAGUGGGCUUUGUGCCUGGGAUACAUUACAAGGAUGGAACUGUCAAUCAUCUGUCAAGGGAAGGUAGGAGGUAGACGUAUAUCUGUAUGUCCUGGCAGUGAAUGGGUCCCACAUAACAUCUUGUUUCCACAAGAUGUUUUGCUCUUAAAGGAUGAGCAGGAUCCCAAAUGUUUCACCCGGACAGGAGAGGAUUUCACCUGCUUCUUUGAGACCACAGAAAACAGGACUUAUGAUUUACUCUACAAGGAUGAAGGCUGUGUUUGUCCAGAGAGAAAUAUGAAAUGUCUGUCCAGAGAACAGAAGAGGGAACCUUCCUCCAUUUCUACUCAUUUCCUACGACGGAUGUUUUCAUGUAUGUGGAAACACACCUUGAAGUGGUGGAGCACAACACCAACACCAGCCUCUACAACCGGACUGUCUCUGUGGAGGACCACGUUCUCCUCGAUCCCCCCUUCAGUGUGUCGUUACACCAAAAUGACCAAGCAGGACAGCUGAAGGUUUCAUGGCACACAAAGGUCUCGAAAAACUGGAAAGCUGAUGUGAUGUUUAGGAUUCGAUACUCCUCCAAGGGACUGGGAGAGAAGACAAUAGAGGCAAAGGAGGGCGACAUACUACUCGACUCUCUGGGACCAGGGGAGGAGGUUGAGGUUCAGGUCACUGUCAAAUGUGCCUUAAAUCCAAAUGCAGGACACUGGAGCAGCUGGUCACACCCUGUGCGAGCUGUUGUUCCCCAAUAUGCAGAUGAUAUUUCACUAACCUGCUACACCUCUGACCUGCAAAAUAUCACCUGCCAGUGGAAUGGGAGCAGAUAUGGUGAAGAGAAUGAGUACAAGCUUUUAUAUAAGAUGGAUCGCAGUGAAGCUUUGGGCUGGACAGAAUGGACCGAGUGUCUCACUGACAGGGACUUGACUGAACUGUGCCAUUUCCAUGGAGAUGAGUCCAGGAAAUUCAGGGUCAAGCUCAGCAGCACUUCAGCUCCACUCAGCAGAAACUUCUAUACUCAAGAGUUCACUCUCAACAAGAGUAUCAAAACAAACCCACCACGUCAUCUGAGAGGAGCAUUGGAGAAAGACAAGUUAUGCUUGAGAUGGGAAGCUCCUCUUCCGUCUCUGUCGAGUCACUUGCAGUAUGAAGUCGGCUAUCAGAUCAGAGGGGGUGAAGCAUGGAUGACGGUGUCCCUAAAGGGUCCUGAGACUGGCACAUGUCUCGAGGUUCCAACAGGUAGCCAGUACAGUGUUAAGUUCAGGGCUAAACCUAAUGGGUACAUUUAUUCCGGCUACUGGAGUGACUGGUCAGAUGUGCUUACUGGUGACACCCCCGCUGACGUAGGCACGUUGCUCGUGCUGUGUAUCCCUGUAUUGAUGCUGAUAAUUGCCAUCAUCCUCAUCUCCCUGUUUUCCACUUACCACAGUAAACUCAAGCUGUAUUUUUGGCCGCCGGUCCCAAACCUUGACAAAGUCCUACAAGGUUUUCUGACAGAGGUCAACGGACCGAGAUGGAAUCCUCCAAUAACAGCAAAGCAGUGGUCUGACGAAAACACGUCAUCUGUGGUGGAGAUUGUGUCUAAAGACGAGGUUUCAAGAUUGCGGAAACUACAAGAGGGAUCCACCCAGCUCCUGUCACCAGAAAGAAACUCCUGUAGCGGAGAACAGGCAGAUGGAAGCCGUGGGACUGAAGUCUUUCCCGACUAUGUGGCUCUGAACAAAGACAGUGUCAUUCUUUGCCCAAAAGGAAACAACUAUGUCUCCGAGGAGGUUGGAGAGAAAGAAGGCCAGGGGGUGAGUGCUGAGCUCCUCCAAACAUGUCAGCCUUACUGCACUGAUGGCUCAGUCUGUAUCCCACCCUGCUUAGCCAGUGACUUUCUUAACCAUUCCUACUUCCCUCUGGCUGAGCCUGCAGACAGGUUCGACUGCAAGGUCAAUGCUGCAAGAGGGCCAGGCAACCUCUAUACUAAUUUCCCCUGUAGCUAAAUGUGCAGUACAACAAGUGUACCUUGUUUCCACUGGUGUAUAUUACAUGUAUACACUUUCUUAUAAUACAUAAGAACUCAAGGAUUAAUGCAACCUGUGUCUUAAACAAAGGUGUGUUACCAUGUAGUCACAGUAUAAUGGGGAUUCGUUGUGAUCAUGGCAUCGUCUCUCUUAGAAUUUCUGUUAAAUGCCAUGAGUACACCACAGAUUUGAACAUAAAAUACCUAUCAUAUAACUAUCAUAUAACAUAUCUAUGAUUGUUGAAGAUAUCUAGGCAUAUUGUAAUUAUACAUUACUUUAUAUUUGUAAUAGUAUAUAAUACUGCUGUAUUUUUAUGUCCACUAGAGGGGACAGUAGAUCACAAGAUACUUUGUGAGACUGCAAGAAAUGACCCAGGAAGACUGUAUUGUAUGGUACCUGUUAACAAUAACACCAAGUUGUACUGUUCUAUGCUAAGAGUAACUAGGACAAAAAAGUGAAGGAAAAAAAUGUAAAAAGGAGGUGCCCUGAGGGAUUGGGACUAUCACACAAGGUGACAGUUUUGAGUGUGUACUCCUUUCUUUAUUAUUAGGCAUUUUAAUGCAAUUUUUUUCUAAAAGUUUACAUUUAUCAAUUUUGUUUAUUUUAUUACUAUUCUAAAUUAUCGGAAUAACCACCGGUAUUUGUUUUUUUUUUAAUCUUUUUCAUUGCCAUUGUUUGUUUUAUACUCAUUUCUAUUUGUGAAAAAGUGUGUGAGAAAACACAAUUUGUCCCCAUUUCAUACAAAUUUAACCACAUGCUUGUUUAGUCUUUACUUCGCCAUAAUACCAUGAACUGUAACUUGCAUACACAUGCUAUUCCAGGUUUGUUUGUGUUCGGUAGUAAGUUUGGUUACAGAGCAUAUUCCAUUUUUUGGUUAAAUUAAAACACGGGCCAGCAUUGUUAAGUUUAGUAAAGUAAAUCAUUUUUCUUUCUCUCCUACUCACCACACCCACCAUGUGCUCCACAGACAUAAGGAGGAGGUAACCAACCACCUCCUUCCUUCAUGCACUGAGUGACAUCAUCAGUGAUGUCACCGGCGUAGACCAAGCGAGGGUGUAUUGUGAUCAAUUUAACCAUGGCUGCAAAUAUAUGCUAUGUAGGGAUGUGUGUGAAAGUGUUUUAGUACUAAGUUAGUGGGAAUUACCUACUUCAUUAGCUUUUUAGAGAAAGGUGUGGGUUUCCUGUGAGAAUGGUACAGCCUGCUGCUGAUUGACUCUUGGUGAUUAAAGGGACUAUAUAAGCAUUUGUUUUGGGGGAAUGAUGUCAGCGUGUAGCUGUGUGCACAUGAAGAUUGGUUUCUAUAAGUUGUUUUAUCAUGAGUUGAGGUAUAUUCAGUUAAAGCAGAGUUAACAGUUUGUUUCUUUUGUUUGUAUAUAUUUUUGUUACACGUGUAGUAUGAUGGCACUGUAAAUAAAACACCUUUUUUUCACAACUGGA